AUGGCUGAAAAGUUGCAAGGACUACCUACGAGGUCAAAGUGGAGGGAAUGCGGCCAAAGGACAGACCAAGAAAAAUAUGGGAAGAAGGAAUUAAAGAAGCCUUUGACAGGAGAAGAAUGGACUGGAGUAGGAGAAGACAGCUGGCCCAGGAUAGAGAUUCUUGGAUCAAGCUCUAUAAGAAGGAACCUCACUCAGCGGUAACAAAGAGGACUGGAUUAAGUAAGUAAGAAAAUUUUA
This is a messenger RNA of Nezara viridula (southern green stink bug), 237 nucleotides long. Lineage: Eukaryota; Metazoa; Arthropoda; Insecta; Hemiptera; Pentatomidae. The record is from the annotation of a GenBank genome assembly.